GUAGAAAGGAGAGACAAAAACAGGUGCAUGAUCCAAGAUACCCACUGCAUGGACACAUUUUCCCCAAAAGCUGAAGUUCAGAAAGAGUUUUGCCUCUGAAAAUCCCUUACUCUGUCACCUUCCACUGUGGUAUUUUGAGUGUCUAUGAACCAGACAGAAAUGUUCUGCGGAGAAAAGAAUGGGAGAGGAGAAAUCAGGAGGCACAACAGGAAGAUGGUUCAUUUAAUACCAGUUACUCCCUCUUCAGUGAACCGUACAAGACUAACAAGGGGGAUGAGCUCUCAAAUCGUAUCCAGAAUACAUUAGGCAACUAUGAUGAAAUGAAGGACUUAUUGACGGAUCGAUCCAACCAGAGUCAUCUUGUUGGAGUUCCAAAACCUGGGAUUCAACAGGCACCUGUGAACAAAACUGAUGAACAUUUUAUUGUAGAUUCAAGACCACAGCCUCAGCCUUCCAUCUGCAGCACUUCAUCAUCCAUACCAGCAGCUCUAUCUGGUCAGCAAAGCAAGAGCCCCACAAUGGGUUGGCAGAAAGCUGGGUACAGUGCUUCUGAUGGCCAGCAGAGGGCAAGCAAGCAUGGGCACAGAUUGCUUGAGUCACACAACAGUGACUUCAAAAUGGCUAACCAAAAAACCAGUCUGGAAAAGCUUAAACACUUUGCAUCGAGUCCCACAUCGUCAUCUGUCAGUGCUGCAAAACAAGGUACUUUAAGAUCCGUGCUUGGAGACAGUGUCAGCAAAACACAACAGCAGUCCAAAUUAAAUUGCAGUGUAGAAGCAGGAUCUCAGGCUCAAGAAAGGCCAGCAAAACACAGCACUGGGCACUGUGUUCAGAACUUCCCUCCUUCACUUGCUUCAAAGCCUAAUAUAAUUCAACAGAAACCAACGGCUUAUGUAAGACCAAUGGAUGGUCAAGAUCAGGCUCCUGAUGAGUCUCCAAAGCUAAAGUUAUCGGCAGAAGCUAACAAGCACUGUACAUCAUAUAGGGGAGUGCCUUCUAAUAAGCCUGACCCUGCUAUGGCCAAGACCAAGAUGGCAAAAUUUAACGUUCCCAAGCAAGAAGAGGAGAGUGGAACAGGAGAUAACAGCUGUAUUGAAGAAAUUUUGCGGGAGAUGACCCAUUCUUGGCCUCCACCACUCUCAGCUAUUCACACACCUGGAAAAGUGGAACAGAGCAAGUUUCCAUUUGCAAACAAGGAGUCGCAGCAGGUGUCUACAGGACACAGCAAUCCAAGGAAAGGUGAGGCUGAGCCAAAGAAUCCAGAAAACAGUGCAUCACAUACUUCAAUGCUAGAAGAUGACCUCAAGUUAAGUAGUGAUGAAGAAGAGAAUGAUCAGCAGGCAGCACAGAGAUCUGCUCUCCGCAUUCUGUCUGACAGCACUGUCGUGCCGCAGCCCAGUAGCAGAACCUCGGGACUCUCCAGCAAGAGGUCAAGUAGCAGCAGCUCCAGUGAAUCCGAGAGCAGUUCCGAAUCUGACUCAGAGAGUGAAAGCAGUUCCAGUGAGAGUGAUGGCAGCAAGCCCUCUCAUUACUCCAGCCCAGAGCCUGAGCAGCCAUCAUCAAACAAGUGGCAGUUGGAUAAAUGGCUAAAUAAAGUUAAUCCUCACAAAACAUCUAUUCUUAACCAAAAUGAUAACCAUGGACUGGAGAGCAAUCAGUAUUACAGCAGAAUAAAGGAUGAAGGACAGGAGUGUGAGAAAACACCAGCUAUUUGCCAAACUGAACUUAGAGACAAGGAAAUUAAGAACCCCAGCAAAGAGGAGUUGAGACCUAGAACUGCUAAUAAAGCACCAGGAAAUAAAGGAGGGAAGCAGAAAUCACCUCCUACGGCUGCUGCUGUUUCUGGAGACAGCGGCCCUCAGAGAAGGACGACUUGUAAAAAACAGCCAAGAAGAACAGAGAGGACCUCUGGUGGGGAUGCCUUGAACUGCCAUACAUCUGAGGAUCUCGCUUUGAGCCAAGUAUUUUUGGAAAAUAACAUCUGUGAACAACCUAAAGCCAGGCCCUGCAACAACAGAACUGGGCACAGAAAAGAGCCCCGCUCUGUCGCUGCAUGUGAAAAGAGACGUACCAGAGGGCCAAGCAAAACUGCACCCAAAUCCAAGGAAUUUAUCGAGACAGAGUCUUCGUCUUCAUCGUCUUCCUCAGCUUCAGAUUCAGAAUCCGAACAAGAGGAAUAUCCUCUGCCCAAACCUCAAACUGUGGCCUCUGCUUCAGGUGGGAGUGAUCAGAGGUUGAAGGACUCCGUGAGCAGUAAAACCAACAAAACUAACAGCAGCUGCAGUGCCUUUGGCUCCAUUAAUGCCAGGACUAGUAAUGAUAUAGCAAAGGAGCUGGAGGAACAGUUUUAUACUCUAGUUCCUUUUGGCAGGAACGAGCUCCUGUCUCCUCUGAAAGACACUGACGAGGUAAAAUCACUGUGGGUCAAAAUUGAUUUGACUCUUUUGUCCAGAAUUCCAGAGCGUUUACCAGAGGAGCCACUGGCAAUGAGCACUGGAGCAAAAGAAGAAGCCAGCCUUCAGCAGAAUAAUUGUACUUACCCACCAGCAGAAAAGGUUGUGCCAAAAUCUAGAAGGAAACGCAAGUGUGAAAAUGAAGAAGAAGACAGGGAGAUCAAGAAGACUCAUUUAGAGCGAGAGUGUUCUUCACGAUUAAUUGCCUCUGCCCCAGGUAUUUCAACAGCAAAUCAUUGCAACAGGAAUGAACAUAGCUUGGCGAUACCAAUAAAUAAAAAUGAGAAAAUGCUUCGGUCACCCAUCUCACCCCUCUCUGAUGCAUCAAAACACAAAUACUCCACUGAUGAUUUAACUUCUUCCAGUAGACCUAAUGGCAGCAGUCUAUUACCUUCCAUGUCCUCCAGCAAAAAACAUAAGAGUGAAAUCCAGCCACAGCCACAUCCUGCAGACUGCAAUAAAGCAGUUCACAUCAAUUCAGAAAGUGUUCCCUGCAACAAGUCACACUCCCAAACAGAGGCUUGGCCAUCUUUAUCCAGGGCACACAAAGACUGCAGAAGAACAAAGCUCAUCUUUGAUGAUAUACCACGCAAUGCAGAUCACUUUAUGCAAGAAGCUAAACGGAAGAAGCAUAAAGCAGACGCGAUGGUGGAAAAAUUUGGAAAGGCACUGAAUUACGCUGAAGCAGCAUUAUCAUUUAUUGAAUGUGGAAAUGCUAUGGAACAAGGCCCCAUGGAAUCUAAAUCCCCUUAUACAAUGUAUUCAGAAACAGUUGAACUUAUCAGGUAUGCUGUGAGACUAAAAACCCACGCAGGCCCUAAUGCCACUCCAGAGGACAAACAGCUAGCAGCAUUAUGUUAUCGCUGUUUGGCACUUCUGUACUGGAGAAUGUUCCGACUCAAAAGAGACCACGCUGUAAAGUAUUCAAAAGCACUUAUUGAUUAUUUCAAGAAUUCCUCGAAAGCUGCCCAGGCUCCAUCUCCAUGGGGUGCCAGUGGAAAGAGCACAGGAACUCCAUCCCCCAUAUCUCCUAGCCCUUCUCCUGUCAGCUCUGUAGGAUCCCAGGGGAGCACCAGUGCCCCUUCCCCCUCUUCCACUAUCAGCAUUCCACAGCGUAUUCAUCAGAUGGCAGCCAAUCACGUCAGUAUUACCAACAGCAUCCUGCACAGCUAUGACUACUGGGAGAUGGCUGACAAUCUAGCCAAGGAAAAUAGAGAGUUUUUUAAUGAGUUGGAUGCAUUGAUGGGACCUGUCACCCUACACAGCAGUAUGGAGCAUUUAGUUCAGUACACUCAACAAGGACUUCACUGGGUACGGAAUAGUGCUCACGCAAAAGACUGUAUGCCAUUCAAAUGAACUGCAUAAUCUCCCAUGGACAAUUCAGUUAUUCUGGACACUGUGCUACAGAAAUAAUCAACCAUAGCAUCCAAACAAAGGUGAAUAUUUCUUCAAUGUUGAACAACAUUUUUCAGAGUGUAGACAUAUAUGUGUGUAUGGAUAAUAUGCAGCUAUGUCUCUCCAGAAUGCAUUGUUCCAUAGCAAUCUCCAAACAUCGUCAUACUCUAGACAGAAUUGACCACAGAUGUCUUAAUACACACACACAUUCCCUAUGCCUGUGUUUAGAAAAACUCAGAAACCAAAAUCUCAUGAGUUAAUUGAACCAAGUGCAAUAAACACAAUGGCUCCUAGUCAGGAAUGCACUUACGUGUGUGUUUAACUUUAAGCAUGUGCUUAAAUGUAAUUGACUUCAGUAGAACUUAAACAUGCGCUUAAGUGCUUUCUUGAAUUAGGGACAAUGAGAGUCUGACUGGCAGUUUGGCUGCUCCAUAGAACUUUCAGUGUUAGCGCACCAUGUCCCUCUUAUUUCCUGAUUGGGAUGUAUGGAUGAAUUGUGUAGACUGAAAAAAUAUGGAGCGAGAAAGCAUUAACUUUUGUGCAAUAAGUUUCAACAGCCUGCAUUCGUUUCUUUCUUUCUCUGCUUUUGAAAUUACCUUACCUCCUGUUCAGCCUCCUUAUCAACUAUAAUGGACAUUAUCGAGGAAACAGCCUGAAAAAUGGGUGUAUUGAUAAUAAGACACUAGAAGAGAUUCUGGAAAAUUGUGUACUGUUAUUGGAGGCAAGAAGUUAACACAAAAAUACUGCAAACUGCAACCCAGUUAGCAAAGAAGGUCCAUUUAUUACAUGUUCAUAUACAUGCACACACAUACACACACAUCUAAGACAUUUGUUUGCUUUGUGUGGUGAGGCUUCACCUAGGGUGACCAGAUGUCCCUAUUUUAUAGGGACAGUCCUGAUUUUUGGGUCUUUUUCUUAUAUAGGCUCCUAUUACCCUCCACCCCCGUCCUGAUUUUUCACAUUUGCUGUGUGGUCACCCUAGCUUCACCUUACUGGCUCUGGUUUUGAUAUCUUUUCUAUCUUAAAGUAGCUUGCUUGCAGUUUCUUCUAGGCUGUAUCAUGCCAUUACAUGAAAUUCUCUUUAUCUUGGAAAGCUGGGUUUGCUGCUCACCAGACUAAGCACUGUUUCCUAUCAUAAUUCUCUCACUCGUCAUGCAUAAUC
This is a messenger RNA of Mauremys mutica (yellowpond turtle), 5010 nucleotides long. It is a transcript of the gene AFF3, whose product is annotated as AF4/FMR2 family member 3. Bases 321 to 3809 code for a protein of 1162 amino acids. The transcript is spliced from 21 exons. Lineage: Eukaryota; Metazoa; Chordata; Testudines; Geoemydidae. Gene Ontology annotation, biological process: regulation of gene expression. The record is from RefSeq and is a predicted model, not a curated record. Gene Ontology annotation, cellular component: super elongation complex; nucleus.